This is a messenger RNA of Homalodisca vitripennis (glassy-winged sharpshooter), 5922 nucleotides long. It is a transcript of the gene cue, whose product is annotated as protein cueball. The record is from RefSeq and is a predicted model, not a curated record. Lineage: Eukaryota; Metazoa; Arthropoda; Insecta; Hemiptera; Cicadellidae. The coding region runs from base 302 to 1963 and encodes 553 amino acids. The transcript is spliced from 10 exons.
CCACCAUCCGCUCAGUUGGUUGCAACAAUGCUUGGUUGUCGGGCCUGUGCGAUGCUUGUGGUCGGUGAUGUGGUUGUGCUUGUUUACUGCCUGCGAUACCAUUGUUGGAAAACGAUAUGAAGGACUUGUCACAGUGCGUUCUGUGCUUGAAAUAUAGUAUUGUGAAUCGACACUUCAAUCUUCGUAAAAGGGACCUCAUGAUCGCCACAGAUGUCCAGCAGAAGACAUUGCUGUCGCUGUUGGGGACCAGGUGGAGUUCCUCAAUGCUACUGGAGGUGUGGUUGGGGAGCUCUCGGAGGGCAUGUCGGAAGUGCGAGCACUUGCUUACAAUGCGGAUCUGCGCACGCUCUAUUUCAGCGAUGAGGAGCGUUCGGACGGCAGUAUCUUCCAGUUGACUGUGCCAAAGAACAUGAGUGCCAAGUUGCAGAAUGUGACCGUCAGCACUGUGGUCUCUAAACAAGUUCACAGUGUGAAGGGAGUGGCCUAUGACGACCGGACUGGUAUCCUGUACUGGAGCAAUGGUCCCGGACACUCUAUCUUGUGGAUACAGAUCGGCUCCACAGAUGAGCCCCAGGCCGGCCAACCCCUCCUGAAGGUGGAGGAUCAGAUACCCAUGGGUAUUGCCAUCGACAACUGCAAAAGGUAUCUGUACUGGACCAACUGUGGCAAGACGGCGAGCAUAGAACGAUCUUUGCUGGAUGGUAGCAACCGACAGACACUCACUAGUGAGGAUUUGGCCUUGCCGUACGCAGUGGUAGUGGACCAAACUACCGACAGGAUCUACUGGGUCGACGAACGACCUGGGGCCGAGUUCCGUAUCGAAUCAGCUGACCUCCACGGCAAAGACAGGAGAGUUCUUUUUUCUGGAUCGGACCACCAGCCGUUUGCGUUGGCUGUGAGUGCCGGACAGGUGUUCUGGGCGGACCACAUCCACACGUCAGUUUGGAGGCUGCCGCUCGACUCCCCACACUCUACCUCUACAAAACUUCCUGUGCGUGCAGCUGCGUACCACAGCAGCCCCAAAGCCCUGGUGUCUGCGUAUUCCGGUGUCUGGACUAGAGAGAGAUGUAACCCUGUUGUACAGCCUGUCAUUAAGAUAAUCCCGGCGACAGUGACAAAAACGACCACUGAUCCAAAUCCUGUGGUAUUACGGGAAAACACAUCCCAUCCUAUCUGUCUCAACAAGGGGUUGUGGAUAAGGGAUGAGGGGUACUGCAACUGCCUGCCUGGCUACAGUGGGGCCUUGUGUGAAGUGGAUGAGUGCCUGGACUACUGCGUGCAGGGUGUGUGCCACAUAACCAAUGAGGAACGGGAGUGUGUGUGCACGGACGGCUACUCGGGCCCGCGCUGUGAGGUCCCCGUCUGUCACAACUACUGCGUCACUGGCACCUGUUCUGUUGAUCUCAGAGGUCAACCACAAUGCCAUUGUAAAGAAGGGUACUCGGGUGACCGUUGUGAGGUAAACUUCACCCAACAGCAGGAGACAGAUGACAGUCUGCAAGAGGUCUGCUUAGCAUUCUGCAAACUGUGGACACAGUCUUCAAAAGAGAACAUCCAGCCCUUCGACGUUUGCAGUUGUCCGGAGAUGGAACUGAUCUCGGCACAGAUGACCUGGGACUGGUACAGGGACCACGUUCUUUUGGGUCUGCUAGCUGUCUGCAUAGGGCUGUCAGUACUCGUGGUGGUGCUGGCCAAGAAAGUGUUGGUGCUACGCCGACGACCGCGUGUCAAGAAGCGCAUCAUUGUAAACAAGAGUGUGACACCGCUGACGAGCCGGCCCUCUGAGCCGCAGUGCGAGAUCACCAUCGAGAACUGCUGCAAUAUGAACAUCUGCGAGACUCCCUGUUUUGAACCAGACUUCCGCCAGCCACAGACACCACAUGGCAAGCCUUCACAGAAUUCUAAGGAGGAGAAGAAGACACUUCUGGGAAACAUGGAACUACCUCCAGAUGAUCUUUAUUGACCCCCUGAAGUCGUUAUCAUUGUUGGACUUGUAAAAACACGUUGUUUAAGUAUAACUCGUUGAACGUUGGGAUUCGGUACUGCUCAGAUUUCUCUUUUCAAUUUAAAAUAUUAUUGGUUGUCUACUUUGACAAGCAAUUGCCAUGGCAGCUGUUUUGUCAAAGAAUGUAUUAAUUAACAAAACCAUAUGUUAGAUGAAUAGAAAAACGUUAGUAGCAUAUAAUUUGAAAUCACGAUUUAAGCCCCAAAUAUUUUAAAUCAUAUAUAUAUAUCAAGAAAUAUAUAAGAAAAACUAAUUAGUCUUUGAAGGAAAUUUGGUUAAUGCUCAAUUGUAGUUGGAAAUUUAUUCUUUUUUAUUCUAUAAAGAGCUCUUAUAGCCUAUUUUUGGGACUUAACAAACAAAUUUAAAUAUUUAAGUUGUGUUUAUCUCACUAUUUGAUUAUUUUGAUAGUUUUAACAUUUUAGAAUGUUGUUUUCCUACAGUGUAUAUUAUAUUUAUUAUAAAUGGCCUAAACUGAAAAGAGAAAUCUGGACAAAGUGAAAGUUCAGUUCCUACCGGAUCUUAUGUAUUGGCUGUGGUGAAGAGUGCUGAUAAAGACUGUAUUUUAUAUAGUAUUAAGAUGGGUUCUACCGACGGGAGGCAUGUUCUGCAAUGUGUUCAUACUUCCAAGGUUACUUAAGUACCUUGUUACUUAAUGUGCUACUUAGAUAGGUUAGUUCAAAUUAAGUUGAAACACAAAUUUCCAGUGUACUUUUAUUGUGUUAUGACAGACACUGAUGUUGCCACUGAUUUUUGUGGUUGUUUUAAGCAUAUGACAAAGAGAGUUUGUCAACUUAUGUACAGGGUGCUAGCGGGGAAAUAGUUAUGCAAAUUGCGGGGAUGUAAAAAAGUGGGUAUUUGUUGUCGUUUUAAACGCUACAAUUUAGGCUUAUUUGUAGGAUUGUAUUUUGUGAAAACCAAAGAUUGUUUAUCAAGUUUUCCUUCUUUAUGUUUCUUAUUAAAAUGCUUUAUGUUUUAAAAGAUGAUUGUGGCAAGUAUUAUUCAAAUGUUUUCUGUACGACUUUGAUUUAAACUAAAUUAUAUAAAACAUAACUCUACGUAACUCAAAUUAGAUAAACAGUGUCUGUGAGAAGUGGAGUAGGGUCAGCAUUGUUUCUUUGAAUUAGACCACAGACACUUAAGGCCUAUGCUGUACUGGGUUUGUUUUUCUUUGUACUCAUCCAGGACAAUGUUUGAGUUGCAAAUAGAGCUUUUCUUGUGAUGCUGUAUGAUUUUAGGCCACGUGAAUUUAGGAGUGUUAAGCCAUUUAGAGUAAGGCCUAGACUUAAACAAGCUUCUAAAAACAGAUUUUGGGAGUUUAUUUUGGCAAGUUGGAAUGUAUAAUUUUUAAACUGUUUAAUUCAGGUCUUUGGAAGAUUCGUUUUGGAUUCAUUUCAAUUUUCCAAAAAGAAUCUUCCAAAGACCUGGAUCAACAGUUUAAUAAUUAUGGAUUCCAACUUGCCAAAAUGCACCCCCACAUUCUGUUUUUAGACGCUUGUUUAGGUCUAGGCCUUACUCCAAAUGGCUUAACUUCAAAACCACACUUAUCUGACAUUCAUAAAUUCAUGUGGCCUAAAAUCAUACAGCAUCACAAAAAAGCCCUAUUUGCACCACAAAAAUUUUCCUGGAUCAGUAACAAGAAAAACAAACUCAGUACAGCACAAGCGUUAAGUCAGUCUGUGACCUGAUUUUAAGAAACAAUGCUGAUCUUACUCCACUUCUCACAGACACUGUUUACAAAGCAAGCACUAUAUAAGGUGACUUAGCUAAAACUUAAUUUACAUAAAAUUAGUGGAUAUUUGUUGUGCCAAUACAUUUUUUGCUCAAUUUUUUCAUUUAAUGUUAUUGUAUUUUAACUCAUUUUAUUUAAACCAAAAGUGUGUUCUUUAAAGUUUUAUAAACACUUACUUUUAUUAUUAGUUAAUGUUUUGUUUGAAACAAAAAAUUUUAGCUAUGAGUUGUAUGAAAUAAUUUAUUCCAGUAAAUAAAUCUAAGGAUUUUGAAUAGGUUACAAAAAGAACUUAUAUUACCAUUUGAAAUGCAGUUCGUACUUAAAGUGUUUACGUUCGUUCCAUAAGUAAAAAUGGUCAACUUGAUUACUUAAUUGUGAAACAAAAUCCUUUGAAUUCAAGGGCAUGUAGUGGAGUGCAUUUGUGGGGCUUGAACUCCAAAAUUUCAGCCAAAAUAUCAAGUUAUAAACUCUUUAAUUAGGUUAUAGGCAUUAGUCAUUUUUACACAUUAAAAGAAAAUACACGCUUGUGUUUUAAAUAGUUUAGAUUUGCAGUUUUGAUGGAUUGUAAUUCUGGCAAAAAAUAUGUAGUCUGUAUUAUUGCACAGGGUGAUUCUGAUAAAAGUGAAAAUUUCCUUGGCUUGAUUAAUGUGAAUAUGAAUAUUUUUCUCCAAAAUACUUGGAGGCCAACAAUGUUUUAUUUUGAAGAAAUUGAAAAAAAAUGUAUACACCUGUGGUCAGCAACUUUUCUUGCCCAAAAUUUAAUUUUCUGCUUAUUUACAAACAAAACGAAUACAUCACUAUAAAAAAGAAUGAAUAUAAAGUAUAAUAAUAACAAGAAAAGUUCUAAAUUUCCCCCGUUUGAAUCCAUGUAAAUCAUAGAGCUCUUUGUUACUUUAAUUUCAUAGUAUUUACAAACGUUUGUGGUUUUCCUCCCACUUCUAUUGCUGCAGUGGCAUUAUGUGAUAUAAGUGUUUCUUUUUACAUUGUCUUCUGGUGUCUCGUAAAUUAAAUCUGUUAGGAAGCACAAAGAAAAAGUUAAGCGAGGUAAGAUUGGGAGAUCUCACAGUGCAGUGAAUGGGAUAAUUUCUCCCAGUUCAUCGUCUUGGGUAGGGCUGGUUGAAGAAAUCCUGCACUACAUUUGUAUUCAUUACAAGAUAUAACCAGAAGCCCACAGAAUGAAGCGUACAUAAGAGAAUAGUAAUAACAGAAUGGACUGAGGACAGAUCGGACUAGAUGGAAACCCAGAAUUAUCAACAACAAAAACUUGGUGCAUAGAGGUUUGUUGCCUACUUACUAGCAUAUCACUUAAUUCUCAAUUUUCUCAGCAACAAAAGACUAGCGAAGAGUGCUUGUCAAAAAGUGUUCCUUUCCACAUCUGUCUGCCCCAAAAAAAAAACUUAUUUUAUCAGAUACACCCUGUAUAAAUAAAACAUUCUGACAAACGUCUCCACAAUUUCAAGGAGGAAAAUAAGGCGCCUAAGAGAGAUAUAGAUCUCCCCCCCUCUUGUCAGUCAUUACACCAUCAUUUAACAUAGACUGAUUCAUGUACUUCAAAAAGUAAUUUUGAUCAGAUGUAUUUCUGUUGAGAUAUUAAUAAAUAUCAUAUGUAAUUGUUAUUACUUACUAUAAAUGAAAUUUUAUAAUGUAAUUAAGUUGUGAAAUAAAUAAAAUACCAUGUAAAUAUAAUUUUUGAACUUUAUUUUGAUGUGCGUACUUGAGAUAAAUUGUAUAUGAACUUGUGAUUUUUUAACUUAAAAGAGCAUAGAGAGUAAGCUUUGAAUUGUAGGAAAACUAUUUUUUAUACCUUAACUGUGGUACUUUGUAAACCCUAAUUCCUGUAUUACCUUGUUCACUGUUAUUAUUAUUUAUGUUCUACUUAUAUUUUGUUUUCUUGUUGUAUGAUUGAAGAAGAAAACCGAUCCAAUGGUCGCUCAUCAUUUUAUCAUUUCAUACAUGAAGAUUACAUGACACACUUAUUUAUUAGUCAAUUAUUAAUAUUUAUGUACUUAGUGAUUAAAUAAUGAAAACAAGCAAGAGCUGUUAGUAUUAGAAAGUAAGAUUAUAUAUGUUUAUUUGAGUGAUUCAGGCAGCUUUUUAGUCGUAAUUUAUAUUUAUGUUAGUUACCAAUGAUGUAAAAUCAUCCGACCACUCAUCUUUCAGUAGAAAUAAAUUCAAUUUUCAGUUCUAA